CUGAUGCAGCAAGGGAAUUUUACUAUUCCCAGAUUUCUCAAUCUCAGCUUGCAGAGAAUUUGGAGAGUGAAGGUAUGUUGAAAUAAUAAAAUUAUGAAUAAUUAUCGAAUUUACCGUAUCAAAAUGAAAUUUUUCUUUAUUUAUAGCUUUUCAAACUCAGCAAUAUCAGGCAUCGAAUUUCGAAGAGCUUGCAGAUAAUUUGGAGAGUGAAGCUUUUCAAGAAGAUGAGGAGAAUCUUUUUACAAAUGAGGAAGGUGUGAUUUGGUUAAAAAAAAAAACCUACUGAUACCGAUAUUGCCGCCACACAUCUCAUGUUGAGAUUGAGAGAACAGAAAAAGGAGCAAUUUAAUAAUAAAAAAAAUAACAAGAGGCAGCUAUGGGCUGGGAUAGCUGAAGAGCUGACGAGGAACCAAUUUAUGUUGGGGGCGAAUGGCGGUGAAAGGUGCCGCCAAAAAUUCGCAAAUUUGACUAAGUCAUACUUGAAAUUCAUAAGAAACCAGAAGACAACAGGGGCAGCCUUCAUGGAGCAUCCUCCAUUUUUUGAGGAGGUCCACUCAAUUUUAGGUGAGAAGCACAAAACUCAACCCAAGCAUUUAGUGGACAGCUUGGAGGAUGAGCCCAUGCCUGAGGCCCCUAUGCCCGUGCAAGAAGCGCCAGUAAUGGAUGAGGGCGCUUCUUGCAGCUACACCACUCGAACGGAACCAGCCAUAACUGACCGGUUCAAAAACCUGAGGGAUACUCCAACCUCCAGAACUAACAAAGGGCAUCUGGUUCUACAGGAGUUGAGGAGCCACCAGGUAGAACAAAGAAGACAAUUUGACGUCCUUGCUGCUCAUCUAAAAAAAACAGAGGAGCAGAGGGAGAAGCUCCUCAAUAUUAUGGAGGAAUUUUUUACAAGAAAGAGGAAGAGGCAGGAAGAAGAUUCUGAUGGAGAAUAA
This is a messenger RNA of Coccinella septempunctata (seven-spotted ladybird), 938 nucleotides long. RefSeq lists its product as uncharacterized. The coding region runs from base 312 to 938 and encodes 208 amino acids. NCBI's taxonomy places the organism in Eukaryota, Metazoa, Arthropoda, Insecta, Coleoptera, Coccinellidae. The record is from RefSeq and is a predicted model, not a curated record. The transcript has 3 exons.